UCUGACAUGGCUGAGGUACCGCCACCACAAGUCGAAAUAGACCCGGAAUUUGAGCCUCUCUCCCGCCCACGGUCCUGCACCUGGCCGCUGCAACGACCGGAGCUCAACGACCCGGCCAGCUCCAACACUUCCUCCCCGGCACCGUCGGUGAAGCAGGAGCCGGGAGGAAACACCGACUUCAUCAGUAACCUCGGCUUGUUAGAGGAAGAUUAUGAGGAGUACACAGAGCACAAACCGCCAGUGCCCUGCAAUGAUUUUCAGUGUCGGGAGGGAGACGGUGUGAAUCUACAUCCCCACCACCACCGGCACCAUCUUCAGCGGCAGCAGCAGCAGCAGCUCCCGGGUCUGCAGCUGCCUCCUCAGCAACAGGUGCCUCCUCCCGGGGUCGCACCUUUGGGCAGCUCCGGCCAGAGGAAGAGCAGCACGUCCCGUCGUAACGCCUGGGGCAACAUGUCGUACGCUGACCUGAUUACCAAGGCGAUAGACAGCUCACCUGAGAAGAGGCUGACACUGUCUCAGAUUUACGACUGGAUGGUCAAGAAUGUGCCUUACUUCAAGGAUAAAGGAGACAGUAAUAGUUCCGCGGGCUGGAAGAACUCCAUCAGACACAACCUGUCCCUACACAGCCGCUUUGUGCGCAUACAGAACGAGGGAACAGGAAAAAGCUCCUGGUGGAUGCUGAACCCAGAGGGGGGAAAGAAUGGAAAGUCACCUCGGCGUAGAGCUGCCUCCAUGGACAACAACAGUAAGCUUGCCAAGAGCAGAGGAAGGGCCACAAAGAAAAAGAUGGCUCUACAGGAAGAGGUUGAGGGAGGAGCAGGUAGCCCUGGCUCCCAGUACCCUAACUGGCUGGGAAGCCCAAACUCCCACAGUAAUGAGGACUUUGAAGCCUGGAGCUCUUUUAGGACGCGCACCAGCUCUGACGCCAGCACCCUGAGUGGUCGCCAUUCACCUUACCCUUCUGAACAGGAUGACCUGGGGGAGCCUGAUGGCCACAUGAUGUAUCCUGGAGCGGUGGGGACCAAGAUAACCCCCACCCUGCCCAGCCUGUCUGAGGUGGCCGGAUCCAUGGGCCAUAAUGGCUCGGAGAACGUCAUGGAGAGUCUGCUGGAUAACCUGAACCUGCUGUCUCCUAAACCUCCCCAGCGGGGUUCUGACACCUCACAUUCCUCAAAUACUGCUAUGCUUCAGAGUAGCCCCUACAGUUCCACUGGCUUGACACCACACCCACAGCAGGACUACCGUAAGUGCAUGUACAGCCAGAUGAGGAUGAACUCCCUGUCCCCUACUCCCAUGCAGACACUUCCAGAGACCAAGCCAGGCUUUGGGGCUUAUGAGAGCCAGUACAUCUGCCCUGCUGGCCUCCUCAAAGAGCUGCUGACCUCAGAAGCAGAUGCCAGUAGGGACAUGAUGCCCUCUAGGGACACACAAGUGUCUCAGGUUGGGAGGGGAGGUUGCCUAAUGCCCACUUACAGCAGCCAGAGCCAUGUGGGGGGUCAUAAUGGAGUAAAAAUGAUGAAUCAUUCUCAGAAUCACCCAGUUCCUCAUGUAAACCCACAAGGUAUACAUAGCCAGGGCCCUUCAACCUCACGAGACUUAAAUAGCUGUAACAUGAUCCCCCUGACUAGUCUGACUAGUCUUUCAGGGCAUCCCCCUCGAAUGACGAGCCUGAGGACAUGCAUGCAGCUGUCCCGUGGUCACCCAGCACACACUAAUGAUGUUUCGGCACGCUACAGUAGCAACAACGGCUACAGGGCACUUAAUUCGGUUCACCCACACGGUCAUCAGGAGAGGCUGCCCAGUGACCUGGACAAUAUGUCCCUUGAGAGGUUUGAAUGUGACAUGGAAACUGUCCUUCAUGAGACCCUCAUGGAUGGCGGGGCCCUGGACUUUAACUUUGACCCCGCAGCCGGGCCUCAUGGGUUUCCCCAGAGGGUGAAGACCACCACGCAUAGCUGGGUGUCAGGCUAGGACACAUGGUGGAUCACAAACAGGUGAGAUGAACAGUUAGUCUGGCGGUUUUUUUCGGCAUCACCAUCAUUCAGAAACUGGAAAAUGUAAAUCGGAAGAAGCCACCACCAUCACUCUCCACCAAGUUGCAGCUCCAUAUACAGUAUAACAGUGCAUGUUAUUACUCAACAUUAAGAGAGUAAACAAAAGAGGUUUAUCAUUCAUAUCCCAAUACUGAAAUAAGACAGAGCAGACAAAAAAUUCAUCACAGAAUAUAAUAUUUUGAGAUAGCUCAGAAAUUGAAUGAGGGACAAGUCUGCUUUAGCAAAGUAGCCUUGUUUACAGUUACCUGUCAAAAACUGGAAAUAUGUAAAUAUUUGUUUAUUUUUGUUGAUUCAUGCAUUUAUACAUACAAUGCAGUAUAUUACAGAGUACCUGACAAAAAGGUAGAGCUCAAAUCAUUUCUCAAAAUCUAGGAUUUGCGGCCAGUCUGACAUUGGGCCAACACUGCACAAGAACUUUUUGUUUUAAGACUGAACUUUGCAGCCAUCAGUAGGCCCAGCUGAGAAUACCUGAGACUGCAAGGUACAGAGGUGACACAACAACCUGAGUUAUAAGUCAGGCUUUGACCACAUACUCCCCUGCAGGUGAUGAAAGAAGAUUUAAAAUCAGUUCUUUACUUAAUUCCUUUUAGAUAAAGGAGCCAAUUUUGGGGGUAAUUUGGGCAGCUGUAUUUGGUCCAGUGCUUAAAAUGUCUGUAUGAUUUGAAAAUAGCACCCAAAUCAAAAAAGGAGGACUUGAUAUUCUAGUGGAUGAAAAACCUGCCAAAUCUGACAUUCUGUAUAGUGUGAUCAGUGACAGGAAUUUCAGUUUUUAAGGGUUCAAUCUGAGAAGAUAAAGCAUCCAGCCUUUAAUGGCAAGUGUUAAUUGUCAAGAGAGAUCAUUAGGCUUAGAUGCUACAUAAAGCGGUGUGUAUCAUCUGCAUAGUGACACGUAUUAACUUUUUUAAAAUAGUUAAAUUUAAAUAACCCAGAGGUAAUGUACAGGGACAGGAAUAGACCUCUGGGCAAUUCUGCAUAGCAGAUUAUGAAACAAACACCAAUAAAUCCUGAAAGUAUUCUCAUUGGCGUGCACACAAUUUAAAUGUUUAUAGACAGAUGUGGUACAGUGCUGUCAAAUUCAGCACUUGAGUUGGAUAUAAGCCAUAUCUCCUCACCAUUAGAUUUCAUUAGUGACCAUGAGACCAGCUGCGUCUAUAAUGAAUGAAAUAAAUUCAUCAUUCAUAUAGUGUGUGAAGGUAUUUAUUUAUGUUUUUAUUCUAAUUGUAGCUGUUGGAUUCUUGCUUUGUACUUUGUAUGCUUGUAAAAAUAUGUGUGCCUAUGUGGUAUCCAGUAUACUGUAUUUGAGUUACAUAUUGUGAUGCUGUAUUUUGAUUGAUUAAACUAAUAUCCAAUAAAGAAAUUACAGAUACAUUUGAGAUGUAGCCUUCUAAAAACAGUCAAAAUCAAAUCUGUUUUUAUCACCUUCUGAAAAAGGGACAUUUUGGAGAAUUCACCUGACUUGUGUUGUGUGAUAAAGUGGGAGUAGCAGUAAGUGCAGAGGCUGAUGAUGAAAUCCUCAACUGAAAGUUAAGUAGCACAGCAGAGGAUUUAUAUGCAGCAGCUACAGUUUUUUGCACCAAAGAGUAUACUCUACCAAACACAAUUUAAAGGAAGUGUGCCAAUUCACUGUGCCUACAUGGUCUCACGGACUUAUAAUGUACAUAUUAUUUUCUUUAGUAGUACAUUUUUGUAUAUGAAGAGUUUACAUGACUAGUUAGGAUUAUACUGAAGUAUUAUGCUGUAUGUAUGAUUGUGUUAGAAAUGGUUGUUUACAUAUCUCAAUCCAAACUAUAUCAAUAAAUAUAUGAACACUCAUACCUCAAAAUAUUUGACCUCUGAUGUGUUGAAGGGAGUUUUCCUGCAAUUUUCCUCAUUGAGUAAUCUAUUGAAUGUGUUUUCAUUUUUGUACAUAUUUUUUGUUUUCUCUUUUGUAUUUGAUUAAUACUGUUUGGACCUGUUCAGAGGGAAGUGUUUUCUUGUGCUUGAAGAUUGUAGCCAUUAGUUUCUAAGUAUUUUGUGACAGCACAGUAAAUACUUUUAAAUUAAACACAAAUUUGUGAGAAAUUAUAAAUUUUGAAAGAUAAAAAACAGGAAUAGGAAUAAGGAAUUCAGUAAACAUAAUUGAAUUAUAUUGUGGAAUAAAACUGCUUCUUCUGUAAUUAGAAAAGCUUAUCAAAACUGAAUGUGUGGUGGGAACAUUUUUAUAAUGGGUCAAAUAGCUACCUUGCACAAAUGAGAUUUUGUUCAUCUUAAAGACGCCCUUGAGUCUGUUACAUUUCAUUAUAAAAUAAAGUAUAAUAUAGUACAAUCUUUGACAUUACACAAAUGACGAAACCUACAAUUAUUUCUUCAGGAAAAAUGGAACAGUCUUAUUUUGUCUUUGAUAUCCACAUCCAGGUAUUUUUUUGAAAGAAUGUAGAUUUUUCUAUGUAACCCAUUCAAUGCAUAAAUCACCUUGCAAUUAAAGGAAGAAAAACAAAA
Molecule: messenger RNA, 4532 nt
Organism: Micropterus dolomieu (smallmouth bass)
Lineage: Eukaryota; Metazoa; Chordata; Actinopteri; Centrarchiformes; Centrarchidae
Product: forkhead box protein O1-A-like
Exons: 4
Coding region: 7-1971 (654 amino acids)
Biological process (GO): regulation of transcription by RNA polymerase II
Cellular component (GO): nucleus
Molecular function (GO): DNA-binding transcription factor activity, RNA polymerase II-specific; RNA polymerase II cis-regulatory region sequence-specific DNA binding
Source: RefSeq, a predicted model, not a curated record